AUGAAGCCCCUCCCGUCCCUCGCGGCAGCAGCCGCGCUCCCCCUCGCCCUCGCAGCCCCCUACAACACCUUCGACGGCCCGGGCUUCCCGGCCUGCAACGACGUCGCGGCCGUCCACAACGCGACCUCCGUCGCCGAGAUCCAGUCCCUCGUCCAGGACGCCGUCGCCGCGGGCCAGAAGGUGCGCGCCUCGGGCAAGGGCCACAUGUGGUACGACACCAUGUGCUCCGACGACGCGAACACGGUGAUCAUCCGCACGGAGGAGGUCAACGGCAUCUCGGACUUUGAUCUGGAGGGCGGCACCGUGGUGAUCGAGGCGGGGGUCACGUUCCUGCAGCUGGCCGAGUACCUGCACGCGCGCGGCGCGUCGGCGGGGUACACGCUGGUGAACUGGAACAUCACGCUGGCGGGGUGCGUGGCGAUGGGCGCGCACCGGUCGAGCAUCCGCGAGGAUUCGAUGGUGGCGGCGGGCGUGUUGGAGCUGGAUAUCGUGGACGGGAACGGGGAGAUGAGGCAUGUGGUCAAGGACGAGGGGAGCGACGAGUGGCUUGCGGCGUCGACUAGUUUGGGGCUGUUGGGGGUUAUUGUGAGGAUGAAGUUUAGGAUUUAUCCUGACUUUAAGGUCUAUGCUGACCAGAAGACUCUCGAAGAGGAUGAGGUCCUUGAUGGUGACAUAUACGGCAUGAUUUCUCCCUACGCAACGGCAAACUUCUGGUGGUGGCCCUACAAGCGCAAGUUCCACUGGCGCUACUACGACGUCGUGCCCACCAACAUCUCGGAGCAGCAGGGCUUCCAAAACACCUUCUCCGUCACGGACCUCGAGGGCAACACGGCCAAGACGCUCCUCGACAGCGGGCGCUACCUGCCGACGUCCAACAUGCUCGCGGAGGAGAUCUUCUUCGGCCUGUGGUCCAAGCCCAACUUCCGCGAGAAGACGACCAACACGGCCAUCGACACGUGGCCCGUCUACGGGUGGAACUACGACGUGCUCAUCGGCGGGCUGUACCCGGACCAGCGCCCGCUGUGGGAGGUCGGCGUGCAGGGCUACACGAUGGAGCUGGCGUUCCCGAUCACGCAGGCGAACGCGAUGCUGCGGCGAGUGCGGCAGCUUUUUGAUGAUGAGCUGAAGAAGCUUGUCGUGAUGACGUCGACGUACCGCAGUGGGAUUAACAUCAAGUUCGGGCGGCCGUUUGAGGGGUUUUUGAGCCAGGUGGCGACGAACACGAGUGAUGGGGCGGAUUGGAAUCACAAUCUUGCCAAGGUCCUCAUCGAUGAGUUCCCGUGUCGCCCGCACUGGACGAAGAACACGAGAGAGAUCUUUGCGAAUGCGACGAAGAACCUGGAUCCUGAUCACAUUGCUCGCUUCAAGGCUGUGAGGGAGCAGUUUGAUCCUAAUGGAGUUUUCAGGAGCGUUGUUGGUGAGGCUAUUGGAGUCUACUAG
This is a messenger RNA of Colletotrichum chrysophilum, 1440 nucleotides long. RefSeq lists its product as uncharacterized. Gene Ontology annotation, molecular function: FAD binding; L-gulono-1,4-lactone dehydrogenase activity; D-arabinono-1,4-lactone oxidase activity. Gene Ontology annotation, cellular component: membrane. Lineage: Eukaryota; Fungi; Ascomycota; Sordariomycetes; Glomerellales; Glomerellaceae. The transcript has 5 exons. The record is from RefSeq and is a predicted model, not a curated record. Bases 1 to 1440 code for a protein of 479 amino acids.